AUGGUCGACAUAGUUGUUCUCGGUGCCACAGGCUAUACUGGUCGUCUCAUAGCUCAGUACCUUGCCACGCAUCCGCAGCGUUCAUCUUUCACGUUUGGUCUUGCUGCACGGUCGCAGUCAGCGCUCGAGAAAGUUUUGAAAGGACUCAACCUCUCGAAAGAUGAUGUACCUGCAUUCAUCAUGGACGUUACGAAUCCCAGUGACGUGGUUGCUGUGGUACAACAGGCCAAGGUUGUAAUUAACACCAUUGGUCCAUACUGGCGGUGGGGAACUUCUGUUGUCCGAGCUUGUGUACAUCAUGGGAAACAUUAUGUGGACUUGACUGGCGAGGUCCACUGGAUAAAGGAUAUUAUCUUUGAACUUGAUUACGCAGCUGUCAAGUCGGGUUCAAUCGUGGUCCCUUGCUGCGGGUUAGACUCAGUACCUUCUGAUAUUCUUGCAUUCGUCGCGAACAAAACACUGAAAUCCUUCGGUGGGCCGUCUACCACAAUAGACCUCUCCACCUCGGCGUGGAAGCUUGGUGGUGCUUCUAUUUCAGGAGGCACUUUCUCCACAAUCCUCACUGCGUUGGAAGACGUUCCAAAGCACAAACUGCUCGCGAUAAGGCAGAAUUUUGCUUUGAGCCCAGUGGAAGGAACCCAUUCUGCUCGACCCCGUAUGCUUUAUACCUUGCCGUACUCCGAUCGACCCGUCUACGGGGCGUGGUAUUUCAUGGCAAUCACCAAUUCUCAGGUCGUGCAGCGCUCGUGGGGUCUGUAUGAACUCGCACGCCGUCUCAACCAUCAUAAUGCGACCGCUGUCGCUCCAUUCUCCUACGGUCCGAACUUCAAGUACGAGGAGUUCGUGAUUCUGCCAAAUGCACUAUACGCUAUGAUAUAUUCAAUCGUAUUCGCCGCGAUAGCAGCAUUGCUUGUUUGCUUCCAGCCUGUUCGUUAUCUUCUCCCUGUCCUUGUAGCAGAAGAAAUGACUGCAAGAUGGUUGGCUCGCAGAAUAAUGCCCGGUCCUGGUGAAGGCCCGUCUGAGAAACAACUACGGAGUGGCUCUGUCAAAAUCACUAAUAUCACUACGUCCAGUCCCAACUCACAAGGGGAAAAGAUCGUUGUACAAAGUAUUUUCCGGGGUCGAGGUGACCCUGGAUACUUCUUAUCGUCGGUAAUGAUUUCGGAAUGCGCACUAGCGCUGGCUUUGGACGGUGCAAUCUUGCCUCAGAUAAGCACAGGUGGCGGCAUUUUGACUCCCAUGACUGCUUUUGGAGACGUUCUCGUUGAGAGGUUGAGGAGAUCAGGAUAUGUCGACAUCGAAAGUGAGUUGUUAGUGGGGACAGAGGCACGUAAGACACGUUGA
Messenger RNA from Suillus fuscotomentosus, 1344 nucleotides. RefSeq names its product Saccharopine dehydrogenase-domain-containing protein. Gene Ontology annotation, cellular component: lipid droplet; mitochondrion; plasma membrane. Gene Ontology annotation, biological process: glycolipid biosynthetic process. The transcript has 7 exons. The record is from RefSeq and is a predicted model, not a curated record. NCBI's taxonomy places the organism in Eukaryota, Fungi, Basidiomycota, Agaricomycetes, Boletales, Suillaceae. Bases 1 to 1344 code for a protein of 447 amino acids.